AUUUAACAUUUAUUUUAUAUUUAUCCUAAAAAUAAAUACAUUGUUCAAACGUUUCGUUUGAUAACUUCUUAGCGUUUAUUAUAAAUAAAAUAGAAAAAUAAUGAAAUUCAUAGAUUAAAUAACAUGCAUAUAAAACGUGUGUAUGCGCAGUAACAGUGAACAGUGUUGCCACGAUCACAUCUCGAAUGUUAUGGAUGUAUGUGUAUAUAAACGUAUUGACACCAUUUGGAUGUAUGUGAGAGUAAUGUGACUGUACUUUUACAAAAGUUUCCAAUGAGCGGCGUUCAACGUGACUACCUCGAAACAACUACUUUAACAAAGUAAGUUAAUCCAAUUGUAAAUAUUUUUACAAUGACAAGUAUGGAUGAUAAAUUCGGGUUUGCUAUUGAUCGUGGUGGUACAUUCACUGAUAUUUAUGCACGAUGUCCUGGAGGUAAAGUCCGAGUUAUGAAAUUAUUGUCAGUUGAUCCUGCUAAUUAUGAUGAUGCUCCGAGAGAAGGAAUAAGACGAAUUUUAGAACAAGAAACUGGAUGUUCUAUGCCACAAGAAGUUGAUACUUCUAAAAUAGCUUGGAUUCGUAUGGGAACAACUGUUGCGACAAAUGCAUUGUUAGAGAGAAAAGGUGCAAAAAUGGCGUUAAUAAUAAAUGAAGGAUUUAAAGAUUUACUUUAUAUUGGAAAUCAAGCUCGUCCGAACAUUUUUGACUUACAAGUAAUUACACCCAGUGUUCUUUACUCUAAAGUUGUUGAAGUUAAAUGUCGAGUAGUUCCUGCUUUACCGGGUAAAUGUUCACUCGAUAAUUCAAAGUGGAGAAAAGUUAAAGGAUCAACCGAUGAGUUCUUUUACGUCACACAAGAACUCGAUGAAACAACUUUAAUAAAAGAUUUAAAAUCUCUGAAAGAAGAUGGUAUUGCAAGCCUAGCAGUUGUUUUAGCCCAUAGUUAUUCUUUUGCUGAACACGAAUGCCGAAUAGGUAAAAUUGCACGAGAAAUGGAUUUUUCCCAAGUUUCUCUAUCUCACAAAGUAAUGCCAAUGACUAGAAUUGUACCAAGAGGAUUUACGGUAUCAGCAGAUGCUUAUUUAACUCCCCAUAUUAAAACUUAUUUGCAGAGCUUUUCAUCGGGCUUUAAAAAUAAUUUGGCGGGUGUGAAUGUACUUUUUAUGCAAAGUGACGGUGGACUUACGCCUAUGAAUUUAUUCAACGGUUCACGGGCAAUCUUAUCUGGUCCCGCGGGUGGUGUUGUUGGAUAUGCAAUGACUACUUACAAUAAAGAAACGUCAUUACCCAUAAUUGGUUUUGAUAUGGGUGGAACAUCAACUGAUGUCAGUCGUUACGCGGGAUCUUAUGAGCAUGUUUACGAGAGCACAACUGCUGGGGUUACUAUUCAAGCGGCGCAGUUGGACAUAAAUACAGUUGCCGCUGGAGGUGGUUCGAUGCUUUUCUUUAGAUCAGGGCUUUUUGAAGUUGGCCCAGAUAGUGCAGGGGCACAUCCAGGACCAGCUUGUUACAAAAAAGGAGGUCCUUUGGCAGUAACAGAUGCAAAUCUUGUACUAGGCCGUCUUUUGCCAGAAUACUUUCCUAAGAUAUUCGGUCCAAAUGAAAAUGAACCACUUGAUAAGAAUGCUACAAUAAUUGCUUUUGAACAAUUGACCGGCCAAGUCAAUAAUUACUUAACGACAGUUAAUGGUGAAACAUCAACUCAUAUGUCUAUUGAAGAAGUUGCAAUGGGACUAAUUAAAGUUGCUAAUGAAACAAUGUGUCGUCCGAUUCGAGCUCUUACACAAUCUAAAGGUUAUGAUACUGCAAUGCAUGUUUUGGCUUGCUUCGGUGGAGCUGGUGGACAACAUGCUUGUGCAAUCGCACGGUCUUUAGGUAUGGAAACAGUCUUUGUUCAUAAAUAUGCUGGCAUUUUAUCAGCUUAUGGGAUGGCACUGGCUGAUGUUGUCGAAGAAGCUCAAGAGUCUUGUGCUGAAAUUUAUCAUGAAGAUUCAUUCAAAAGACUAGACAAACGUUUCGAUAAUUUGGAAAAAAAAGUUCGCGAUAAAUUGUAUAAACAAGAAUUCAAUGAUGAUCAAAUAAUUAUUGAAUAUUACUUACAUUUACGGUACGAAGGUACUGAUGGUUCACUUAUGUGUACCCCAAAAUUAAAUAAAGAUGAACAAGAAGUACACACAAAGCAUGGAAAUUUUGCUCAAACUUUCUUAGAAAGAUAUCAAACAGAAUUCGGAUUUACAAUGGCUGACCGUAAAAUUCUUGUUAAUGAUAUUCGAGUUCGUGGUAUAGGACAAUCAAAAAUUCCUGAAGAAUUUGAAUUUCCAAAAGUAACAAAUUUACCAGUACCUGAGAAGGUUACAGAUGUGUAUUUUGAUGGAGGCUAUCAAAAUACUAAUAUAUAUCAAAUGCACGCCCUUAGUCACGGUCAUAGAAUUGAUGGGCCAGCAAUUAUCAUGGACAGUUUAAGUACAAUAUUGAUCGAACCAGGUUGUACAGCUUGUAUUACAUCUCGGGGCGAUAUUCGUAUUACUAUAGGCAAAAGUUUGCGUUCUGACAUUACUACUGAAUUAGAUCCCAUCCAUUUAAGUAUUUUUUCUCAUCGAUUUAUGAGUAUUGCUGAACAAAUGGGAAGAAUUCUCCAGAGAACGUCUAUUUCAACGAACAUAAAAGAACGUCUUGACUUCUCAUGUGCUAUAUUUGGACCAGAUGGUGGUCUUGUAUCAAAUGCACCUCACAUUCCAGUUCAUCUAGGGGCAAUGCAAGAGACCGUACAGUACCAAAUGAAAGCAUUCAAAGGAGAAUUUACAAAAGGGGAUGUAAUCCUAGCUAAUCACCCUUCCGCAGGUGGUUCACAUUUACCGGAUUUAACUGUAAUUACACCUGUUUUCUAUGGGGAUUUACCGAAGCCCGUAUUUUUUGUAGCCAGUAGAGGUCAUCAUGCGGAUAUUGGUGGUAUUACACCGGGUUCAAUGCCACCUCACUCUACUACUUUACUUCAAGAAGGAGCGACUUUUAAAAGUUUCAUAAUCGUUCACAAAGGUCAUUUUCGAGAGAAAGAAUUGACUGAUGAAUUAAUGGCACCGGGAAAAAUACCUGGUAGUUCGGGAACACGAAAUUUAGCUGAUAAUAUUAGCGAUCUUAAAGCACAAAUAGCUGCUAAUCAUAAGGGCACGCAGCUGGUAAACGAGCUCAUCGACAUUUACGGCUUGGAAGUUGUCCAAGCGUACAUGGGUCAUAUCCAACAAAAUGCGGAGUUGGCUGUACGUGAAAUGUUCACGAGUGUUGGUGAAAAGUUGCUACGCAAAACAGGUAGUACCACUGUCAUGGCCACGGAUUAUCUUGACGAUGGAAGUGUUAUUCAGUUGCAUCUAAAGUUCAAUAUAGAUAAUGGAGAAGCGGUUUGUGAUUUUACCGGUACUGGGUAUGAAGUUUGGGGUAAUUGCAAUGCACCACGUGCAGUUACAUUAUCUGCUAUAAUUUAUUGCCUGAGGUGUAUCGUCGGUCGCGAUGUACCUUUGAAUCAAGGCUGCUUGAAACCGGUCAAGAUAGUCAUUCCUAAAGGUUCACUUCUGGAUCCUUCAGAAGAAGCUGCUGUCGUCGGUGGGAAUGUUCUAACUUCACAACGAGUUGUUGAUGUAGUACUAGCAGCUUUUGGCGCUUGUGCUGCAUCUCAAGGAUGUAUGAAUAAUAUAACUUUGGGCACGGAUACUUGGGGUUACUACGAAACUGUCGCUGGAGGAAGUGGAGCGGGCCCAACUUGGCAUGGCCGUGGAGGAGUUCAUACACAUAUGACCAAUACACGGAUCACUGAUCCUGAAAUUCUGGAAUUGCGUUAUCCUGUGAUAUUAGAAAAAUUUUCAUUACGCCCUAAUAGCGGUGGAGAUGGUGCUUAUCAUGGUGGUGAUGGUGUUAUUCGUGAAAUGAAAUUCAGGUCACCAAUGACGUUGUCUAUCUUAACCGAAAGACGAUCGCAUAAUCCUCCUGGUCUAGAAGGUGGACUACCGGGUGCACGUGGACGUAAUACUUUAACAAGAAUUGACGGGAGAAAAAUAAAUCUCGGGCCAAAGACUGCAGUACCUGUUUACCCUGGAGACAUAUUUCUUCUUGAAACUCCUGGUGGUGGUGGAUAUGGCGUUCCUGGAACAGAAUCAUCAGCUUUAACGAAGAACGUAACAACUUUUGUUGAGCAUGGAAGUGUUUAUGAAUAUCGAAAAGCCCAAGAAUCAGUUUAGUUUUUUUAUUCAAUCGGUGAAUUAUACACUGCAUAAUAAAGUAAUAUUAAUCAUAUAAAAUAAUAAUACAUUAAUAUGAGUUAAUUUAUGUUAACUGCUGCAAUUAUAUAAUUCAUAUUAUUAAUAUAUAUUUUAUCAAAUAAAACUAUAGCUUUUUAUUAUUUCGUACUAUAAUACAGCAGUGAAGACCAGGGCAAGAUGACUCACCCCCAAUAUUUAGUAAAAACAAAAAAAAACUUAUUUGUCGAAAAUUAUUUCGUGUUUUAAUAUUUAUAAAGAAUUUAGAAGCAAAACAAAAUAUUUGUAGUGAAAUGAAACACCAUAAAAUUUCGAAAAUAAAAAUAUGAAAAGUAAUUUUUUAUCAAACAAAAGUUUUUUAAAAAUAAUUUUCAGUAGCGGACAAUCAUGUCGCAGAAGGAAUACUUUUUGUACGAAAAAUCUUGUGAAUAGUACUGAAUUUACCCAAGUAGAUAAAACUGUUUUGUAGCAGGUUCUUAGAAGCCACAAGGAAUAAUUACUUGCUUAGGUGAGCCCAGUAUCUCGUAUGUUUAUUCAUAUUUGCUGAUAAAUUUACCGCAGCGAUCAGUAUACUGUCAUAGAGUACCACAGAUAGGCACGAAAAGUUUUGGAACUAAUGGGAAAUUAUUAAUUAUCAAUCGGUCUAUUUUCAUCGGAAUCAUUUCUACUAUCAUGGAAAUAAUUAUGCUACUAAUUGAAAUAAUUUUCACCAUCUUCCCAGUAAUUAAAGUAUAUUUCUUAUUUGCUUCAGUGCUCUGAAGCAUGCUCAUUUCAUAUAUUUUGAAUAACGGUGUUUUUAAUUAUGUUAAAUUUACUUAUCUUAAAGACAAAAAUCUGAAAACCGCCUGACCCUGCGGGCCGGGCCACGAAGUUUCCGCUAUUUUUGAGCUCAGGAGCUGGAAAAUACUAAUGUUAAUACAUCUUUGAGCUGUUCAAGAUCGAAAAUAGAAAUGUCGCACCUUCCAUUG
Messenger RNA from Microplitis demolitor, 5213 nucleotides. Its product is annotated as 5-oxoprolinase. Gene Ontology annotation, biological process: glutathione metabolic process. Lineage: Eukaryota; Metazoa; Arthropoda; Insecta; Hymenoptera; Braconidae. The coding region runs from base 352 to 4227 and encodes 1291 amino acids. The record is from RefSeq and is a predicted model, not a curated record. Gene Ontology annotation, molecular function: 5-oxoprolinase (ATP-hydrolyzing) activity. Gene Ontology annotation, cellular component: cytosol. The transcript is spliced from 20 exons.